AUGGUGGGUGGACAACCAAGGCCGUGGUCAUUGGAGGAAGAUCGUUCGACGUACCUCGAUCGGAAAUCCCGGCCACGACGUCCGCUCACGGAUGCGCCUCCCCGGAGCUCGUUUGAAGCGGCGGCAAUCCUCGAUAGUGAUUCAAUGACACAUUCGGUUCAAGAGUCGUCGGUCUUCAGUCGCGGUGUACUUGCCUUCAAGGCAUUGGUCACCCGGCAAACAGACGACCCGCAAGCCGUUCCUUCCUUUCUUUCUGACGGCGACGCCCCUUUAACGGAUCAAACAUCACCGCGCCUUGGUCCGCACCAUGCAAACACCUCAGUCCGUCUGACGCCUCCGCAUAACGAGGAUUUUUACCUAUUGGCAUCUGGUGAUGAAGGAGGAAGGCGUACGAUGCUGGACACGACAAAACUUGUUGAAAUGCCCAGGUGGUUCUUGUCAUGUGUUCUGACCUCAUGGCAGCAGGCCUGCCGUGUUGGUAACGACUAUAUAGAAACCGUCACAGGCCGCCAGGGGCUCCGAAAUACCGCCGCAACAAUAUCUACUAAUUGCUCGGAACUAAUGGACUCGACUGGUUCCCCUCAGCCUCAGAAUCCACGGAACGAAUCUCAUACGGAACAUGCCGUGCCCCCAGCAUUGGCAUCAGACGAGACCCAGCAGCAGGCCGAUGCGCAAAAACCAUCUGCACGAACCCAAACAAUCGAUACGUCCGUGCAGGCCACUACCCCUCCGACCGCGACGUUGACUGCUACGGAGCAGUCCAAGGUUGUUGAACAUCAAGCUGAACCUGAGCGGGUGCGCAGUGGCAGCUGCAUGGCCAUUGUGCUUGCAAUAGUCGCUGGCGUCAUGUGGUUCUAG
Molecule: messenger RNA, 858 nt
Organism: Aspergillus aculeatus ATCC 16872
Lineage: Eukaryota; Fungi; Ascomycota; Eurotiomycetes; Eurotiales; Aspergillaceae
Exons: 1
Coding region: 1-858 (285 amino acids)
Source: RefSeq, a predicted model, not a curated record